UUUGACACCAAAAGCAAAACAAAAACAUAAAUCUGCCUCCCCGACCGCCAUCGAAACGCGUAGUUUUGCAGAAAGUUAACGAUUGAAGCAGCUAAAAAUGGCAGAAAGCGGUGCGGAUGGAGAGCCGAAGCGGGAGUUUGUGGUGCCGGAAAAGCUGAUCAAAUCACCGAUGGAUAUGGAGCUGUGGCAAAUGUCGGAAUGCUAUUACGAUCUGCUCGGCUUCAUUAGCAGCAUGUCGGUUGCGUUGCAGGGUACACGCAACAGUCAGGAGGUGGCAAUUCCACCCGUCGUGGAGAAGCUAAUGCAAGCGCUGGACCGGCUUGAGCAGCUGGCAAUCGAAACGCCACCGAUCGAUCAGCCGGCCCGGUUCGGUAAUGUUGCGUUCAAAAGCUGGUUUCAAAAGAUGCAAUCGGAAAGCAUGCAGCUCGUUAGCGAUGCACUGCCGGACACGCUGAAGGAUGCGGCGAAGGAGCUGUGCGUGUACUUUGUCGAUUGUUUCGGGAAUCCGACGCGCAUUGAUUACGGCACGGGGCAUGAGCUGGCUUUCGUUAUGUUUCUGAUGUGCUUGUUCAAGACUGGGGCUGUUGAGCGGAAAGAUGAGGUUGCUGUCGGGUUGAAGUUGUUCCAGAAGUACAUCAUCCUGGCAAGAAAGCUGCAGGUAACGUACCGAAUGGAGCCGGCCGGCAGCCACGGUGUGUGGAGUUUGGACGACUUUCAGUUCGUGCCGUUCAUCUGGGGCAGUGCGCAGCUGGCCGUAAAUAGCCCGAUCGAACCGGCCCAGUUUGUGGAGGAGAAAUGGAUUACCAAGUACAAGAAGGAGCUGAUGUUCGUCGGGUGCAUCGAUUACAUACAGCAGGUGAAGACGGGCCACUUUGCCGAACACUCGAAUCAGCUGUGGAGCAUCAGUGCCGUACCGCAGUGGUCAAAGAUCUGUACCGGGCUGAUUAAGAUGUACCAGAAGGAGGUGCUGUCGAAGUUUCCCGUAAUUCAGCACGUUUACUUCGGGUCUAUACUUACGCUGAAAACGGUCAAGCCGGGCACAAUGUUGCCUAGUCCGCGGUUGGGAAUGCUUCCCCGGCAGCAGCAGCAGCGUCCGGCUCCGCCUGCAGUACCACCGCCACCCGCCUUACCCGGUGGUGAUGGAAUGUGA
This is a messenger RNA of Anopheles merus, 1150 nucleotides long. It is a transcript of the gene Ptpa, whose product is annotated as serine/threonine-protein phosphatase 2A activator. The transcript has 3 exons. Gene Ontology annotation, cellular component: nucleus; cytoplasm; protein phosphatase type 2A complex. Gene Ontology annotation, molecular function: protein tyrosine phosphatase activator activity; peptidyl-prolyl cis-trans isomerase activity. NCBI's taxonomy places the organism in Eukaryota, Metazoa, Arthropoda, Insecta, Diptera, Culicidae. The record is from RefSeq and is a predicted model, not a curated record. Bases 98 to 1150 code for a protein of 350 amino acids. Gene Ontology annotation, biological process: mitotic spindle organization.